CUCCGUCUAUCUACCAUCCUCUUUAGGAAAACCUUUGGGCUCAAUUCAAUCUCUAUUCUCGGUUAUUCCUUUCAAUUCCACCACUCAUUUCACCACAUUGAUUAGGUUAGGGGCUGAGGAUCGACCUUCGUCCGCGGGAAGAUUAUCGCCGACACUACUCACCUCCUUCUUCCCCUUUCAUUUUCUUCCUAUUGUUUUCAUCGCGUGGCAGGGGUUCCGGGUUCUCUUCCGCUGCACAACACCGUACCCUUUUCCUGGUAGGCUUCUAUCCCUUACAAUAUGUUUGUUGUAUGUAUUUAUUCACCCAUUUUUGCUAACUAACAAAAUAUUGUUCAAACAAAAGUAUGUGCUUACAUCAAGUGUUGUGCUCUUGGAGUUAGUGGAGAAAUGUAUGUUCGAACAAUAUCAAAAAAUUAUUGCUUGAUCAAACAGCCUCUUGAUGGAAGCUUCUGCUUCGCUCAACUACACCUUCAGAAUAUGUUGAAGAUGUGGACCUCUUGGUUAGGAGGGCAGAAAGAUGCUUAGAAGCUGGGGCAAAUAUGAUAAUGAAGACGCA
Cuscuta epithymum is the source of this 556-nucleotide messenger RNA. The record is from the annotation of a GenBank genome assembly. Lineage: Eukaryota; Viridiplantae; Streptophyta; Magnoliopsida; Solanales; Convolvulaceae.